Messenger RNA from Penicillium verhagenii, 2544 nucleotides. RefSeq lists its product as uncharacterized. The coding region runs from base 1 to 2544 and encodes 847 amino acids. The transcript has a single exon. The record is from RefSeq and is a predicted model, not a curated record. NCBI's taxonomy places the organism in Eukaryota, Fungi, Ascomycota, Eurotiomycetes, Eurotiales, Aspergillaceae.
AUGUCUAACCCUCCAGAGUGGCCCAGGCGUCCCUCGACUCCCAACGCUUCUCAUCUCCAGUACCCGACCCUCCCGCCGCUGACUGCCUCCGUUCAAGAGUGGCUAUCUCGUUCACGACCGACCAACAACAUGACGUCAGACCGACUUCUAGAACCCCCACCUAAAUCCCUGAGUGAUAGCUGGGCAACCCUCAGCGUCUCGGAUCUACAUUCGGAGGAUGGCAGUCAUUCGGAACAGACUGAUGUGGGGUCGUUGAUCGGUCAAACCAGUUCGGAUGAUGUGACUAGUCUGGAUGAACAAUACAGCAGCAGCAGUGAUGCAGAGGAUCCGGAUGAGGAAGAUUUGCCGGACAACGAAGACGAAGAAAUCCAUAGCCCCCGACCAGAGCAGCGCUUUCCGGGGCUUUUCAACCCAGAUGCCGCGAUCGACGAUAGCAAUCUGACUACCAUACCCAUUCAUCGACAGUCCAUCGACUCGAUCGAGUUUGUAGAGCCGGACAAAUGGCCAGAGAUGGAACGAGUGGAACUCAAGCAUACCAUUCGUAUCUUUGAGGAACCGGCUGCGUCCGAGAUCAAGCGUCGUCAUAUUCCUUAUUACUCACCCCAUUCCUUUCUCAUGGCCACCGUCCAGCAAACCAUGACAAAGCAAAGUUUAGACUUGGACAAACCUUUCCGUGUCUUAUAUGUCGGACAGCCGGACUGUCGCAAUAUCAUCCUGGAUAAGAUUGGUGAUGUCCUAGUCUCGAGCUCGCCCGCAGGCUCGCAAACUAGCUCAGCUGAAUCUUCAAGGUACCACGUGGUACCAACUUCCUUUGGAGCUGGAGCCGUGCCAAACUUUGCAGAGCUUCUUCCCAUUCACGUCCAACUUGUGGUCGACGAAUGUGUGGCAGCCACAAAAUCUUAUGACUCAGAGGGAUCGCAAACGGUAUAUCUUGAGUUCAAGAACCGGCCUGCAUGCCACUCUUGGUGGAGUGGUGAUGACUAUCAUGUUUCUUCGUCAUCAGAGUGGACUUUACCUGAUGUGGCUAUUUUGUUCAUCUCCAGUCGUGAUGAUGAUGCCGCGAUACAAACCAGGCACGCAGCCCACACUUUCUUGGAGCGACACGGGGUUCCCGCUAUGGUCAUAUCAGAUGAACCACUGUGGGAAAAGACUGGCGAUGUCAUCCCGCUGAACCAAAGUAGUCUCCACGUCUGUCUGGAGUCUCGACAUGCGCACACUGGAGAAACAGUGGUGUUGAGGCGCUACCCAAUUGAUUUGAAGACCUUUGAGAGUAUUACUCCUGGCCAGCUCAAUAGGAAUCUAGCUUCUCUCAUGGACUUUUACCCUAAGAAGACACUGAAGGUCUCUGCUAAUACACAAAGACCGACCGAGCCGUACUCUUUUGCCGACCAUGAGAAAUACCCUCGCAACUGGAUGACAUCCUUGGAUACUGCUCGAGCUACUCCACUAGGUGCGAUGCUGCGUCUAGGUACAUUGGCGCUCGUUUCAGCCAUAGCGAUCUCCCUUGGAUACGCGGCGGUGAAGCCCAUUAUAUUUUUCAUUGCACAAUGGUUUGCUGGCUCAGCACUUGUCAGUGGGCAUGGCUCGGCACUGACAUCAAUCGACUCAUCUACGCCUCUGGCCAUGGAGCAUAUUAGGCACACCUCCCUUUCAUUAUGGUCUGGUGGUCCCGCGUCUCUAGAUACCACAUCUCCCGAUUGCUCCAUUAUAGGGCAAGAAUCGACCAAUGUCGUUUCAAGCUUAGGCUUCUCUGAACGGGAUGAUGAGUUUGAAAUCCAAGUGAUUGGAGACUGUCAUGUGGCCAUCAAACCUCCCCGUAACAUCGCAUCCCACAAAAAGCAACCACGGUUCGAUGUUCGUGUUUGCCGUUCUGGUAAAAAUUUAGGCUUUGAGUUAGCCGCAUUAUUUGAUGUCUACACGCUUCGUCUGGAUCGAGAAGAUGCGUACGGUUUGGUCAAUGUGACUAUUGUCACCAAAUCGAAGCCACGAAUCAAUCAAACCAUUACCGUUGACUUUGGUACACCAUGGCUGAAGAUUGCGAAUUGGAGAAGAGCAGCUCGUGCAGUCUCUUCACAAUUCUCCAAAGACCUGCAGGUCGCCCAAACCGGAUUGUCUGAAGUGUAUGGCCGAUUGUCAACGGAUCUACAAGUGAUCAUGGGAGACGUGGUCAAGAGAUCACAUUUCCUACGUCACGACGCUGAGCGUCUCCGCCAUGGCAGCCUCAAAACUCAAAGCAGCAUCCUAUCCAAAUCAAAGGAGCUCUCCGAAGUUAUCACCCGCAACGCUGUGCAGCAUUUCCGAAGUGCGUCUUCAGUUUUACACAAUCGCUCUGUCCAUGUCAACCAGAGUGCCAAGGGAGCUUUUAGUGACAUCUGGAGUCGUCUGGGGAAUUCAGCGCCUCAAAUGGACCUUCGUUCCAUGAUGGAUCGAGUGCUCAGGGCGAAAUCUGACACGUUAAAUCGGGCACAGACUCGCGCGCGCCUCUUUAUGGGACGUGAGGGGAAAGACUCUGCUAACACUAAGAAUAAUCGUGAUAAACGCUGA